Salarias fasciatus (jewelled blenny) is the source of this 1864-nucleotide messenger RNA. It is a transcript of the gene gtpbp6, whose product is annotated as GTP binding protein 6 (putative). The coding region runs from base 75 to 1781 and encodes 568 amino acids. Gene Ontology annotation, cellular component: cytoplasm. The transcript has 9 exons. Lineage: Eukaryota; Metazoa; Chordata; Actinopteri; Blenniiformes; Blenniidae. The record is from RefSeq and is a predicted model, not a curated record. Gene Ontology annotation, molecular function: GTP binding; ribosome binding.
CUGUCAGCCGCAGAGUUGCAUGCGUCUCGUGAGCAGGUGACCGCUGCUGUGUUGUGUCUCUGUCCUGUGGAGACAUGACUCCACUGAGGAGGAUCCGUUCGUGGCUGCCGCUCCUGCAGCAGCGUCCCGGAGCAUGGAGCCGUCAGAGGGCGACCUGCGGGCUGCUCCAGCCCUCACCCCGGGGAGCUGUGGCCACUCGCCCGGACGGACGCGAGCCGUGUCGUGUCCCGCAGCCUCGCACGUUCGUUACCUCUGGCUGCAGACUGAAGGAGCCAGACGAGCCCGGCGGCGGCGGCGGGUUGGCCACAGGCGGGGAGGAUGAGGAGGAUGAAGAUUUCAUUGAGGACAGCGAGGUGGAGGAGCUGUUCCAGCAGCAGGGGCUUCCGGGCAUCGUGGGAGAAGGACAACACAGGGUGUUUAUAGUCCACCCCGAUGUGAAGUGGGGACACAGGAAGCAGCAUCUGACCACUGCUGAGUUGAUGAUGGCCGAGGCUGUGGGUCUUGUGAACACGUUGGACAACUGGAGAGUGGUCGACAAGAUCAUCCUCUCCACCAAGACACCAGAGAAGAAGAAGAUAUUUGGCAAAGGCAACUUCCAGCUUCUUACAGAGAAAAUUAGGCAAACAGCAGGAAUCACCGCUGUUUUCAUGAAUGUUGAGCGGCUAUCCCCUUUAUCUGAGAGGGAAUUUGAGGAUGCGUGGGGUGUAAAAGUCUUUGACCGAUAUUCCAUAGUCCUCCACAUCUUCCGCUGUAACGCCAGAACCAAAGAGGCCAAGCUUCAGAUCUCACUGGCAGAGAUGCCUUUGUUAAGGUCACGGUUAAAAAAUGAAAUGGCCAACUUGGACCAACAGGGUGGAGGAUCAAGAUACAUCGGUGGUUCAGGUGAGACUCUGUAUGAGGUCCAGCAGCGGCUGCUGAAAGAGCGUGAGAUGAAGAUUCGCUCAGCGCUAGCGAAACUUCAGAAAAAGAGGCACCUCCUGCGAUCUCAGCGCAAACACAAGGAGUUCCCUGUCAUCUCGGUGUUGGGUUAUACUAACUGUGGUGAGAGAAUGGACAGACGUCACCCUGAACCCAGUGCGAAUGUCUUCAAUGUUGGAACAUUUUUCUUAUGUGUUUAUUUUGUUUAUGCCCUUUCUUGUCCAGGAAAAACGACCCUGAUCAAAGCUCUGACUGGGGACAGCGGCCUGCAGCCCAGGAAUCAGCUUUUUGCAACCCUCGACGUUACAGUCCAUGCCGGCCAGCUGCCCUGUCGCAUGACUGUGUUAUACGUGGACACCAUUGGGUUCCUGUCGCAGCUUCCCCACCAGCUCAUUGACUCCUUCUCUGCCACCCUGGAAGACAUCAAACACUCAGAUUUGUUGGUUCACGUCCGAGACAUUAGUCAUCCAGAGACGGUCAACCAGAAGGCAAAUGUACUGAACGUCCUGAAGAACCUGCAAAUCCCUGACCAGCUGCUGAGCUCCAUGAUAGAAGUUCACAAUAAAACUGACCUUAUUAACAAUUAUGAGUGUCUGGAGCCCGGCGCUCUGCCCAUCUCAGCCUUGGAGGAGCGAGGCCUGGACAAGUUGACCAAAGUCGUGGAGGAGGAGAUUAUAAAGUCCACUGGGAAACAAAUCCUUGAUCUUAAGGUCAACCUUAGCACCAAUCAGCUCAGCUGGCUGUAUAAGGAGGCCACUGUUCAGGAAGUGCAGGUGAAUGCGGACGAGGGCUCGGCGCUCGUCAGCGUCAUCAUCAGCACGGCGGCCUACGGGCGGUACAAGAAGCUGUUCGGAGGCAGGUGACAAAUCCUGCUUCUGAAAAGGCUCCGUUUACUGUGCAAUAAAGUAAAAUAUCACGAGGUACAAAUGAGUAAUGGAGUGAACUC